This is a messenger RNA of Stegastes partitus (bicolor damselfish), 2654 nucleotides long. It is a transcript of the gene foxm1, whose product is annotated as forkhead box M1. Lineage: Eukaryota; Metazoa; Chordata; Actinopteri; Pomacentridae. The transcript is spliced from 9 exons. The record is from RefSeq and is a predicted model, not a curated record. Gene Ontology annotation, molecular function: DNA-binding transcription factor activity; RNA polymerase II transcription regulatory region sequence-specific DNA binding. The coding region runs from base 174 to 2165 and encodes 663 amino acids. Gene Ontology annotation, cellular component: nucleus. Gene Ontology annotation, biological process: regulation of transcription by RNA polymerase II; regulation of cell population proliferation; G2/M transition of mitotic cell cycle.
GGCAUGUAAAUAACACGAAAUAAAAGGGUGUUGUAGAUAUUAAUGUUUUUGAGUUAGCCUCAAAUAUGAACCAACUGUUUCAACUUCUAGUCCAACCAAGGGGAAUCGCCUGAAACGUCGCAGUGAUAUGAAGAACAACAGUGGUUAACAAGGGGCAUUUCAAUGAUCUGACAAUGAGACGGAGCCCAAGGAGACCCCUGAUCCUCAAAAGAAGAAAACUCCCUUUUCAGCAAAAUGAUGUGCUGGCAGCUGAAUCACAAAGCCAGUCAGGUGCACCGGCAUCCAAAGAAACAUCCAAAUCAACUUCCUCUCAGUGCUUCCCUGAUGGCAUCCGCAUUAUGGAUCAUCCUUCCCAGUCUGACACUCAGGUGGUUGUUAUUCCCAAAACAGCAGACCUUCAAAGUGUUAUCGGAGCCCUCACUGCGAAAGGAAAAGAGUGCGGUGAACAGGGCCCGAACAAGUUCAUUCUUCUGAGUGGGAAUGGCGGCCGGGACAAUGGAGGUUUUUGUCACCCUGCUGCUGAAGAGGGAUUCGUUUCUACACCGAAUGCAGCCCCUCAGACAGUGAAAGCAGAGACUACACCGAGCUCCCAGGAUGCUAAACCUUUCACUGGAGUUAAACCAUUGAAUAAGGAAGGCGGUCCUUUAGAUGACAGCCUCACCAAUAUUCAGUGGCUGGGCAAAAUGAGCACCUUCGAAGCGGAUGCUUCCAAGCAGACGCCCAACAAGGAGAACCAAAACCCACCUUCACAAACUUUUCAGGCACACAAUACACAUGUCGACGCAGAAGCUGUUCAGCAAAACAUGGCAGAGAGGCCGCCGUACUCCUACAUGGCCAUGAUCCAGUUCGCUAUCAACAGUAGGAAGAGCAGGAGGAUGACACUGAAAGAGAUCUACAUGUGGAUUGAGGAGCAUUUCCCUUACUACAGGGACGUGGCCAAACCAGGAUGGAAGAAUUCCAUCCGUCAUAACCUGUCACUGCAUAAGAUGUUCAUUCGUGAGACGACGCCUGAUGGUAAAGUUUCUUACUGGACAAUCCGGCCUGAGGCCAAUCGAUGCCUCACUCUUGAUCAGGUGUACAAGCCUGGUUGUAACCCAAUGACUGCCCCUGUUCCAGUGCCAAUGGUUUUAUUUCCCCACCAACGGAUGGUUGCCGAUGCAAGAAAAACCCCGACUGGCUCUGAGAGAAAGAUGAAACCUCUUCUCCCACGAACCGAUUCCUACUUGGUUCCCAUCCAGCUCCCCGUCACCUCUUCUGUCUACCUGCCAUCCUCGUCUACCCCAUUUGCCCCCACCUGCCCCCAGCAGAAACGGAACACUUCACGAGGAACCAAAAGAGUCCGCAUAGCUCCUAAGGUGACUCACAGUGAAGCCCAAACUGUGGUGGUGUCUCCUCAGAAGCCCUAUAAGGUGGAGGUGAAGGAGGAGCAGGUGUGUGUUCCAAUCAAAUGCGAGACUCCCAAAGCCGCUCCAAAGAGACAAGCCAGCAGCUCGCGUCGCAAACAGCACCUGGUUCGCUCUGUGCACGAGGAGCCCGUUCUCCUCUGCCCCGAUAACACCUUCUUAGACUCUGGUCUAGUCUCCGAUUAUUCGACAGUCCACGACAUCCACACUGAGCUAGACGAGCACCAGCCCGGGCAGGACAGCCCCGACCGGGAGUUCUCCUUCAAGACUCCCAUAAAAAGUAGCAGCCACUUGUCCUCCUCCACCCCCAGCAAGCCUUCUUCUAAUGUACUUGAACCCUGGAAGGUGACCCCAGUGGGCAAAGGGAGCCAACACGUUCUGGACUUCAGCCCCAUCCGUACCCCAGGUGGUCCCGCAGUCACCCCGCGACACGACUACACCACCUUCAGCUUCAACAGCACUCCCUUCAAAGACUGGCCUCUGUUUAGCUCCCCCAGAGAGCUGCUCACAUCCGCUCCCGCCAGAGCAAGCGGAUCAACUGAGCCGUCCACCGGACGCAUCCCGAGCAGCUGCUCCAGAGAGCUGCUGCAGGCGGGAGGCAGCACGGCGGCUAACCACUCACUCACUGAGGGCCUCGUGCUGGACACCAUGAACGACAGCUUGAGCAAGAUAUUCCUGGACAUUAGCCUCCCUGCUCUGGAUGAUGAGGACCUCGAUGUGGGCAAUGUCAGCUGGUCCGAGUUCUUCUCUCAAUUCAAGUAGCGUGAGGGCCAUUACGUUUUACGACAUGGCAGUGUCAUCGGUUUACUUUUUGUCAAAACACUAUUGGAGAGGAGCCGCACACUGAAACAGCAAAGCAGAUGCAAAUGAAGGUAGCAAAUGUCUGACACUGUCCAACUUGUUCUCAGACAGAAUAAAUCUCACUUUAGAAUAGCGUCCAUAAUAAAUAGGAGGUUGAGAAAUUUGAGAUUAAGAAAAUAGGCUUGGGGAGAAAUAUUAAACAACCGGGUGUAUGGAUGACAGAUAAAAUCCAUGUUUUAUAGUCAGAAUACUGAUAUUCUAUCCAUCUAAUGGAUUAAAAAAAAUAAUAAUCAUAUCUGCUGUGGUUUGCUGUGUGAUUCUAAAUCCAUCACAUCAGUAAAUAUAUUCAUUGCCUAUGAAUAUACCAAAGCCCAACGUGGUCAUUUAAAUGGGUUUAAAUGUACAAAUUGCAGCCUUAACAUGUGACGGAUGCAACCUUCUGCUCAGCUG